Hibiscus syriacus is the source of this 434-nucleotide messenger RNA. Its product is annotated as cyanogenic beta-glucosidase-like. Lineage: Eukaryota; Viridiplantae; Streptophyta; Magnoliopsida; Malvales; Malvaceae. Bases 12 to 434 code for a protein of 140 amino acids. Gene Ontology annotation, molecular function: beta-glucosidase activity. The record is from RefSeq and is a predicted model, not a curated record. The transcript is spliced from 6 exons. Gene Ontology annotation, biological process: carbohydrate metabolic process.
CCAGAAGGAAUAUGUGUUCGUUCUCGAUUGCAUCAGCUGGGAAUUCUCAGCGCACUUCGAUCUUUGCCGUGGCCUUUACUCUGCUUGUUCAUGGCGGAAUAACUGGCGAAUCUUUUGUUAAUGUCCAGAGACCCGAUUUUCAGGCUGAUUUUGUUUUCGGAGUCGCCACUUCUGCUGCUCAGAUUGAAGGAUCUUCGAAAUCUGAAGGGAAAGGGCCGGGUGUUUGGGAUCAGUUUGAACGGAGGUUUUCAUGGAAAAUAGCAGACAACAGUUCCUUGGAUGUGUCAAUUGAUUCGUAUAAACGUUAUAAGGAAGAUGCAUUGAUUUUAAAGGAUCAGGGUGUAGGUGCGUUUAGAUUUUCCAUCCCUUGGACCAGGAUUUUACCAAACCGAACUUUAAGUGAUGGAAUAAAUGAAGAGGGUAUCAAUCAUUAA